AUGUAUACUUAUAAUAAAUUUGGUUCAAGAUCAUCAACUGCAGGUAUAAACAAACCAUCUUCAACUACAUCUUCAACUUCAUUAUCAUCAUUAAACUCGUCAACUACAAAAAAAGAAUUCAAAGUCAAAAAAGAAAAUGAUAAAUCUUCAAGUUCAAAUUUGCAACCAAUAAAUUAUAAUAAUCAUUAUAUUCACACGGGAGAAAUUGCUACAAACUUUAUUAGAAAUGUUAUUAACCCAUUGGAUGGUUAUCCCAAAUUGCAAAAGUUACAUCAAUUGAAAAGAGAACAAAUUGCAAAACAUGCAGUAAAACCAUUUGGUGUUAGAUGUCCAGCCAAUGAAAUAGUCUCAACAUUAAAUAAAUGGGUUGAUGAUUAUAAUUUAAAAUUUGAUGUUAUUAUGAUUGGAGCAUUAGUUGAAAAUCAAUUUGUUUUACCAAUUUUAGAAAAAUUACCAUUGAAUAAAUUAUGUUCAAAACCUGGUUUUUUAUUUAUAUGGGCAACAACUCAAAAAAUUCAAGAAUUAACCAUUUUAUUGAAUAAUGAAAAUUUCAAUAAGAAAUUUAGAAGAUCAGAAGAAUUGGUAUUUUUACCAAUAAAUGAAACCAGUCCAUAUUAUCCAAAUAAUUCAAAUAUAACAAACCAAGAUUUUAAUUUAUUUGAAAAACAACAAUGGCAUUGUUGGAUGUGUAUUACUGGUACUGUUAGAAGAUCAAUUGAUAAUGAUUUAAUUCAUUGUAAUAUUGAUACUGACUUACAAAUUGAAAAUUAUGAAAAUACUUUAAAAAGAGGUAGAGAAGCUUGUCCAAAUCAAAUUUAUCAAGUUGCUGAAAAUUUUUCAAAUUCAAAUAGAAGAUUACAUAUAAUUCCUUCAACUUUAGGUUUAGAUACUCAUGUUAAAUUACGUCCUGGUUGGGUUAUUAUAGGUCCUGAUGUUUUAUUAAAUAAUUUUGAUCCAAUUGCUUAUAAUGAUGAAUUAAAUUUGAAAUCAGUUAUUAAAUAUAAACAAAAUAUCAACAACAAUAACAAUAAUAAAUCUCAAAGUGCUGAUGGUAUGGUAAUUGGUGGAUCAAGUAGUAAUUCAGUUCAAUAUUUGGUUCCUCAAACUGAUGAAAUAGAAGAAUUAAGACCAAAAAGUCCAGUAAAUCAAAGUAAAGGUGGUAACUAA
Molecule: messenger RNA, 1167 nt
Organism: Lodderomyces jiufengensis
Lineage: Eukaryota; Fungi; Ascomycota; Pichiomycetes; Serinales; Debaryomycetaceae
Gene: KAR4
Product: Kar4p
Exons: 1
Coding region: 1-1167 (388 amino acids)
Cellular component (GO): RNA N6-methyladenosine methyltransferase complex; nucleus
Molecular function (GO): mRNA binding
Source: RefSeq, a predicted model, not a curated record